AUGGUAUUCAUCUUCGGUAUUGAAAAUCGACGUGAGGUUGCCGAGGCCUUGCCACAGUUCGUCACUCUUGAUUCUUACAAGGAUGAAAAAAAGAAGGGGAUCAAAGGGGGAAACAACAUACAUGCCCAUGCACCGUACCCGUACUUUUGGGUCAAGAGCACAUUCUGUCAAGGCACUGUAACUGUAACUCAGAGGCUUGAGCCGCUGUUUCCUAGCUUUCGAGUGCUGAAGGGGGAAGCUCUGGGACCAACCAGUGGAGGGGACAUAGCGCUGGGUCACUGUCUUAUCGGAGAAUCGAAACCGAACCUCAUUCUCACCCUCACCCUCACCCCCACCCCUCAUCCUCAUACCAUACCGCAUCACUUCCACCACACAUUCGCGACGUCCCACCGCAAAAGCGGCAACUGGUUCAUCAAGCUUAUCAAGCACACAGAGCAAGCAUUGUCUCUUCUCCGGAUAAUUAACCCUUCAACAUGA
Molecule: messenger RNA, 477 nt
Organism: Sodiomyces alkalinus F11
Lineage: Eukaryota; Fungi; Ascomycota; Sordariomycetes; Glomerellales; Plectosphaerellaceae
Exons: 5
Coding region: 1-477 (158 amino acids)
Source: RefSeq, a predicted model, not a curated record